GAUUGUAUGUUUGAGUGAGGGGCAGACACAUGCCAGGUGCUGGUCCUGUCCGGGAUGCCAGCUGUAGCAUUGAAGUCUGCUCCGGAGGACGUUGCGACAGAGGGAGGAGGCGACCGAGAGGACCACGGGUCUCAGUUAGACGCCUUAGGGCCGGCUCGGGAGCGACUGCCCCUGUCUUCUCUAAAGGUCCCCAGGGAGCUUCUGCGGAGCUUUCCCCACUCCAAACGGGUGGGAUCCUAUCUGGUAGGGAAAAUGAUAAACAAGGGAUCUUUUGCCAAAGUGAUGGAGGGGCUGCACAUCGGCACGGGGGAAAAGUUGGCCAUUAAGGUGAUUGACAAGAAGAAAGCGCGGCAAGACCCAUAUGUGCUGAAGAACAUGAAAAGAGAACCUCGAAUUCAUCAGAUGGUCCGACAUCCAAACAUUGUUGUUCUGCUGGAGACGUUGGAGACAGAGAACAGCUACUACAUGGCCAUGGAGCUUUGUGCUGGGGGAGACCUGAUGGACAGGAUCUGUGACAGGAAGAGGCUAGAGGAGAAGGAGGUGCGGCGCUACACUCAUCAGAUCCUCUCUGCAGUGGAACACCUGCAUCAACGUGGCAUCGUACACAGAGACUUAAAGAUUGAAAACUUUCUGCUGGACGAGCAUAACAACAUAAAGAUUGUAGACUUUGGCCUGAGUAACACUCUGAAGGCUGAAUCUUUGUCUCUGGAGCUACUGAAAACCCAGUGUGGAAGCCCUGCCUACGCAGCCCCUGAGUUGCUAGCUCACAGGAAGUAUGGACCCAAAGUGGACGUCUGGUCCAUAGGUGUGAGCAUGUUUGCCAUGCUGACAGGAACUUUGCCCUUCACUGUGGAGCCAUUCAACAUCAAGCAGCUGCACCAAAAGAUGGUCAACAGAGAGAUGAACAGCAUUCCCAGUGACAUCAGCAAAGGUGCGGUUGCGUUUGUGUUGUCUCUGCUGGAGCCUGACCCAGCUAAGAGACCUAGUGUCAAAGCUGCAAUAGAGGAGAGAUGGAUCAACGAGGGACAUGCCAAGAAACCACCACACACACACUCUCAUAAAAACCGGCUGUGUCCAGAGGAUCUCAACUCUUCUGUGCUAGUGUAUAUGACCGAGACACUGGGCUAUUCACUCUCUGAAAUCAUACACACACUCACCAUCAACCGACCCUCUGCAAUCAUGGCUUCUUAUCAUCUGCUGCUGAACAAGCUUAGUAGGAGCCAGAAGGGGGCCAAGCCCAGCAAGAAAGUCAAAGGCAGCUACUUGAGUAUUCCAAGCCAGAAUACACGGAGAGAGAAACUUACUUCUGAAUCAAGGAAACCGAAUGAACCAACCAAUGAAAAAAGAUCAAAGCAGUCCAGCAAGCCUUUGAGACCCCAACAGACAACUGCAUGUCCAAUCAACAGGAAGAGGAGUGAGGACCGCCUAUACAGACAGGAUCAACGAGAGGAUAUGGAGAAUCGCACCCCUUCUCCAUCUUUACCCCAGCUUCUUCAUUCUAUUUCCCCCUCAAUACCACCUCGUCUUACCUCUCCCUUCCCCGUCCCUCAGUUUACAGAAGAUGGAGCCACUGAUGAGGAGAUUGCCAUUAAGUCGGAAAACAAAGAAACUCUGUUUCCGAGAGUGUCUGUUUUCGGAGAAAGAGAACUCGUCCAUCUGUCUCCUCCUAAAAUCUCUGCAUCUCAACUCUGUGACUCAACCCCCUGCCAAGUCUCCUUACUUGCUCAGCCAAUCAGAGACAGCAGCGCGUUGAGGCCAAUUCGGCAGACGCAUCUGCUAAGGACAACGCAAUCAGAUGGGGCAGCUAACCCUGUGUCACAGUGCUGCCAUGACAACUGCCGCCAAGAUGACCACUCUCAUCACUUGAGCAUCAACGAGCGUCUGGAGAAGCUGCAGACAUUCUAUUUAUCUGAGAAUAAGGGCAUUUCUCCAAGGAUGUUCCUUGAGGCUAAACACAUAACACACUCCUCAGACAGAGACCAGCUCGGUGUCACAGAGACCCCCCAGACACCCUCUACCCCACUGCCCCGCCUGCAGAACCUGGGGCUAAAAGAUGGACGAGGCAGAAAGAUGACAUGGGUAGGUUUAACCCGUCCCAGGCCCCCAGGACUGCUGUUGAAUGGGUCUAAACCUACCGCCUUUCCCUCACAGAGACAACAUACUAUGGUCAUUAAAAGUUUAAGGAAGCAAAAGGGGAAGAGGAGAGAUCUGUCUGCAGGAAGAGGAGAGAGAGGCAUUGCAGGAGGAGGGCUAAAUGGACCUACAAGGAACUCAAUUCAGUUACGUUCAUCUCUCCAGCGGCAGGUGGUGGACCUAAAUCUUCCACUGCUUCCUACAACUCUGCAGAGGAUGACAAAUAGCAAAAGCCAACUACAAAACAUGGAUUUUAGUGUCCUUCCAUAGAUGGGAGGCCAAAAUAAAAAUGCCUUGAUAGUGGCCAGAAAAAAGGUUUGACAAAAGAAGAAAAGAGUACUUGAAUUUAGUGUCACAUUUAGAACAGAUUAGCAUUUUCGAAAUACUGGCUUGAUUCUUUUGAAUCAGUGGCAACAUCAAGGGGAACAAAAGAGGAUAAGGAAUAGGGGGUGAUGCUAUGAAAUCUGGAGUAAAUAUUGGGCAGCAGAUAAAAGCUGUUUUGAGACCUUUUGUGGAAAGUGUAAUGGCAGCUACAAAAAGAUUCUAACGUUACUAUUAUUCUCAUUCCAUUUAGGCCAUGCUCAACAAUGUCUAAAAGUAUGCAACCUUCAUAUAUGCUGCAGUGCCAAAUAGUCUAACUCAAAGCUCAUCCAUUUUAAUUCAGCCUUUAGUUGCAAGAAUUCCUUCGUCUGAAAUUCCAUUUUCAUCUCCAGCUUGAUGGGAUGUGCAGAAUGCCCACAGAUAGUAGUUGUUGUCCAUGAAUACAUUUUUGUACCAACACAAGUUCAAUUAAAGAAAUAUAUA
This is a messenger RNA of Pungitius pungitius (ninespine stickleback), 2937 nucleotides long. RefSeq names its product hormonally up-regulated neu tumor-associated kinase homolog A. Gene Ontology annotation, molecular function: protein serine/threonine kinase activity; ATP binding. Bases 55 to 2403 code for a protein of 782 amino acids. Gene Ontology annotation, cellular component: cytoplasm. NCBI's taxonomy places the organism in Eukaryota, Metazoa, Chordata, Actinopteri, Perciformes, Gasterosteidae. Gene Ontology annotation, biological process: protein phosphorylation; intracellular signal transduction. The transcript is spliced from 12 exons. The record is from RefSeq and is a predicted model, not a curated record.